CUCGCAUCGUGACUCACCAUAACGAGAACGACUUUUUCCGGCAAAAGUGGCCUGUACACAUGCGGAGGCAAAGUCGCCGCGACAAACGUGCGUUCAACUAUGGUGAUGUCGACUCGGAAAUCACGUCCGAAGCGAAGUCCGAAAGCACUCGAUGGAGCUGAGCUUUCUCAGCAAACCGAAACGCUUCAGUGGUUGUCGCUGAAUUACGAAGCGCUAACCGGCAUGUGCAUACCACGGUGCACUGUGUACCAGCACUAUUUGGACUUCUGCAGAAGGAAGCGUUUCCAGCCUCUUGGUGCAGCUGCCUUUGGGAAACUAAUAAGACACAGGUUUCCUGCUGUUACGACCAGGAGGCUUGGUACCCGUGGCCAGUCAAGAUACCAUUAUUACGGUAUCGAGGUACGAAAGUCUUCGAUGUACUACAACGAAGUUCACAGUGGCAAGGAUAUCACGAGAUUCUCGGGAGAAAAAGUAAAACGAACAGAGCAGACGAAACAUUGUCAAUUACACUCGCCACAAGACAAUGAAAGAAGGACAGCGCUAUCGUUCCUUUGUGGUCCGGACGACUUCAACUUUUCUGAAGGGGCUGAACAAAUUCGAGCGUUUCUGGACUUGUACGCGAAUCACUGCCAUAGCUUGCUGGAAACAUGCGUCAGUGCGAACUUUCGGAAGAUCGAAGCAAUUGUGGAACAAUUCUGGCACAGUAUUCCCAAGCAGAUGCACGGCACAAUGAACGGUAGAUUCUUUGCAACGUUAGUGGCAGUCUGGGAUUAUCAGCUUUACAAGGCAGUUGAGCAAGUAUUAGUACCAAGCGCCAUUCAGGACAUACCAGAGAGUUUCGAAAAGGAAGUGCGUUACCUUAUAGAAGGUUUUCCAGGAUGGGUGGCAUCAGCAGUGACGAUAUCUAAAAUACGCUGCGCAAAAAUUCAAGUAUUGCAUCAAUUCCUCAAGGUACUCAAAAGGCAACUCUCAUUCAUUAAAGUAGCGCAGUCGUGCAGACACAUCAUGAGCCAUCCCGACAACAUUCAACAUGUGCUCAUAGACAUCAACAGAUUGAACGUCAAAGACGUCACCGCCGAAGGGUUGUGUCUGCACCCACCUAGCAUAUCGAAUUCUAUUGGAGUGGUAGAGCUCUUGUCCCUUCUCAGAAAACAUGCGUCUGUUGAAGACCUCACUGAGUGGAUAGACAUGGCCAUCGACAACACAAUCAGAGAACACUACCAACCCGGCUUGCACCGCAGUGACGUCAUUAGAGAAUUUCUGCUGGCGUGGGUCCUGAUCUUCUCCGCGAUCAUGCGCCACCUAACGCUAGCCAGCGCAGCCAGUUUCAGUCAGCUCCACCUGGUACGGGUGACCUUGGAGGAGUACAUGCUUCUUGCCUUGGAGACGGCCAUAGCUAGAGAAGCGUCGUGUAGACAACGCGAAGAACUACUGGUGUAUGCUGUUAAUCCUGAGGGACUAAGAGUUAGGCUUUGCGUGGACCCGGGCACGGCAUCGUGAGGACCUGAUGAAUGGAAAGAGCGAAACAGCAGUCGAGUGAUCCAAUGAAGGAUUUUCUUUAAAAACAUUAACACUGACCUUGCUUUCGCAUAAAAUACGUUCUAGGAUGAGUUGCCGUUUUACGUCUCGCCAGUGUGGCCAGACACUUGGAAUGGGAGAACUUUUAUGUCUAUGCGGCUCAGGCGGUGCAGGCAAGGUACCGAAGUAACGGCGAACCAGCUGCUUCAGGGGAACUUUACCUUCCCCUGAAUGAGAUGAGGUCAAACGCAUUUAAUGACGUCAGUGUGACGACAUCGUGAAGACGUGGGGGCGUGCCUAUGACGACAUGCAUGUUUCACUUGGUAUUGGCGAC
Molecule: messenger RNA, 1852 nt
Organism: Ornithodoros turicata
Lineage: Eukaryota; Metazoa; Arthropoda; Arachnida; Ixodida; Argasidae
Product: DNA-binding protein RFX6-like
Exons: 17
Coding region: 100-1500 (466 amino acids)
Biological process (GO): regulation of transcription by RNA polymerase II
Molecular function (GO): RNA polymerase II cis-regulatory region sequence-specific DNA binding; DNA-binding transcription factor activity, RNA polymerase II-specific
Source: RefSeq, a predicted model, not a curated record